CACGGAAGUAAAAAAGUGUUAACGAAAAAGUUGCUUGCGGUGUAAAACUAAACAAAAGAUAUGCUUCGUUGUUUUGUGAAAGUACUAAUGUUUUUGGGAUAUUUUAAUCAAUUAUCAUAUGGAACAAUUCAGCUUUGGGAAAAUAUCGAUGGUUCCCCCGGAGGAACUCUGUAUUACAUAAUGAGAGGUUUUCCAAAUGAUUGCAUCGGUGAUACCAUUCGACAGACGAUUAAUGAUAUAAGUGAUGUAUUAAACUCUGGAAGCCCGAAUUGCAUAAAGUUUACAAAGAUAAACGAAUUUGGAUCUGCUCCUUUUUAUAUUACUUUUAAAUAUGCAGGAAGUUGUGUCAUGAACAUUCCCAGCCCUGGAAUCAGUGUAAACACAAUAGAUGUUUCAAUAAACAGUGAUUGUUUUGAUCAAAGGAAGCUAGUAUACAACCUAGCAAGAAUUCUUGGAUUACCAGACGAACACACUCGACCAGACAGGGACAAGUAUCUGACAAUACACUGGGAUAAUAUUAGCAAAGACACAUAUGCAUACCGGAGCAACCUCUACAACAAGUCAACCCCUGACUUUUGGGACAAUAUCCAUAAUAUGCCGUACGAUUAUACCUCUGUUACUCACGUUAGACCAUUCGAACACGCUCUAGAUAGCAGAAAGCCAACGGUGUCUACUAAAUACCCAGGGGUGUAUUUUGGUGACCAUAUGAACCUGAGUGUUAUUGAUGUCCAAAAAAUUAGAAAGCUUUAUCACUGUCAACAAAACGACGAGAGUCAAGAUUUUACCGAGUACCGCCCAGUCCAUUGUACGUUUGAUCUUCCUCUGUGUGGUUUGGUCAAUGACUGGACAUCAUCUGGUGACAAGUGGACAGAGAAAAAAGGACCGGUGUCUGACAGAGGCCCACAGACGGACCACUCUAACGGGGCUGGAAAGUACAUGUAUUUGAACGCUUCGGACACACUCCGAACAGCUUCCCUGGUCAGUGUCCAUGAGAUCUCCCCGGGCCCCGUGUGUGUGUCCCUGUACUACUACAUGGAUCACAACACUACUACCCUGACCAUCUCCCAGAAGGAGUCAACCAGUGGUCAAAUUACCACGAUCAAGGAAAUCGUCGGCAGCGAAGAGGUUUCGUCGUGGACCGAAGUCAUGUUUAACACUACGGUUACAACUCCAUGGCGGAUUAUGAUUGAAGGUAGCAGCGAGGAAGGUGAAAUCGCAAUUGAUGACGUCACAGUCCAGUAUGGCGACUGUCCUGUAUAUAAUAAAUGCGGGGGACAAUAAUGCUUCAUACCUCUAAUUGUUACCACUUUAAGAUUAGUCUUUUUUUUCUUUUGAGUUAUUUGUUGUGUAUUUUUUUUUCCUUAUUGGUAUCCUUCUAAUUUAUUCAUCUGCAGUUACUAAGAAAACAUACUGUAGUAAUUAAGGCUUUGCAAAAGCGCAAAUAAUGCAUAUUCUUCCUCUUUAUGUUAUCAAAACGGAUCUUUAAUAAAUAUUAUCAAAACUUUC
Messenger RNA from Magallana angulata, 1506 nucleotides. RefSeq names its product meprin A subunit beta-like. Lineage: Eukaryota; Metazoa; Mollusca; Bivalvia; Ostreida; Ostreidae. The coding region runs from base 61 to 1281 and encodes 406 amino acids. Gene Ontology annotation, biological process: proteolysis. The record is from RefSeq and is a predicted model, not a curated record. Gene Ontology annotation, molecular function: metalloendopeptidase activity; zinc ion binding. The transcript has 9 exons. Gene Ontology annotation, cellular component: membrane.